This is a messenger RNA of Limanda limanda (common dab), 7268 nucleotides long. RefSeq names its product forkhead box O4 (gene foxo4). Bases 1494 to 3560 code for a protein of 688 amino acids. Gene Ontology annotation, molecular function: DNA-binding transcription factor activity, RNA polymerase II-specific; RNA polymerase II cis-regulatory region sequence-specific DNA binding. The record is from RefSeq and is a predicted model, not a curated record. The transcript is spliced from 3 exons. NCBI's taxonomy places the organism in Eukaryota, Metazoa, Chordata, Actinopteri, Pleuronectiformes, Pleuronectidae. Gene Ontology annotation, cellular component: nucleus. Gene Ontology annotation, biological process: regulation of transcription by RNA polymerase II.
AACAGACGUCAGAAGGGAGUCUUCGCCUCGAGUCAAAACAAAACAAAACAAAACAAGUGAAAAAGACGGCGGAGGAGUGAGUAUUUGGACCCUCACGACGACCGGAAGUCCCGCCGGACCCACCGCCCGUCCAGCGCGGGGACUUGGAGGGAGUUCCCUGCGGCUUUUCGCGGACUUUUCCCCGGAUUGUAAACUCUGGAGCAGCAGGAGCUCGGAGCAGCUAACGUGACGGAGGCUGUCGUUUCCAAAGAGCCGACAGACCGCCGGAGGCCGCCCAGCUUCACCCAGCUUCACCCAGCUCCACCCGGCUCCAGCCAGCCCGCGGGGGGAUCCGCUCCGGAGCCCGAGCACCGGGACGAGGCCGGUCCGAGCCGCGGGCCGAGCUCGACGGACGGCUUCUCCUCCAGCGCCUCCCCGAGCAUCGUGUGGAGCAACAUGGCAGAUGGUGACAUGUGUCUGUCCGCAAUGUGGCGGACCUGAAGCCCGGACUUCUCCCACCGCUCUUCCAUCCACUUCCUCACACUUUAAAUAGCCGAACUCCACCGGACCACCGCCGGCGACGUGGGUUUGAUUCCGCCCCGGUUCCCUCGCUCGACUUCCCCGCGUGUUCGGGCGCUUUAACCCGGAGGCCACUGCGAGGUUUUUACUCUUUUUACACUCGAUGAACACAAAACCUCGGUUAAUCUGCCCGUUCCCCCCCUGCUCCCUCCGGACUGAUCUGUGACUGUCUGCCGGUCGUUUCAGGAUUUAAAGAAAACUAAAUCUUGUCUGGAGGUAUUUUGUGUUGUGGAGCUCAGACAUCACGUUGUUUACAAGUGCAGCCGGACAGGAGCCUGCUAAUCCCCGUUUGUAACCUUUAUGGUUUUAUAGUAAAAUACAACAACCUACUGGGAAUUUUAUAUUUAAUUUGAUAAAUCUGGUACGAAACUAACUUUAAUAUUUGUUAAAAAAAAUAUUUAAACCAUUGCCUUUGAGGAAUAGUUAAAAUAUACUAUUUCUAAAUUCUAACAUUGAAAAUUAUAUACUUUUAGUUUUAAUUUAGAGGAAAGGCUUUGUUUUAUACACAUUUACAUUCUUGAUUGUAUAAUUCAUCCACCGCAGAGGCUAAAUCUGCAUAGAUCCAGAUGUUGUGCUGCUCAUCCUCACUCAGCCACUUUUGUUUUUAUUUCAUUCAAACAAAGAGACUGGCAUCGUCCCAGCCUCCUUCAUUCUAUAUAAAUCAGAAGGUUUAUGAUAGUUACUAUUAAGGAGAUUAUUUGGGUUCCCUAAUCUCCAAUCUGAGGAUUAACGGAGGCUAUUGGUGUGUCCAGAUUACCACGUCUCUCUUCUAGGCCCCUCGGUGGGUGAAGCAUCUUGUUUUUGUGUCGGGAAGUUUUGUCUUUUUUUUCUCCACGCAUCUUCCGGCCUCGGAGUUAACUUGAAACUCUUUCAAAAGGUAAAUGUUUUGAGUGGUCUUCCAUCUUCGAGGUCGAGUGGAACCCCAGUGCGCCGCCAUGGAGCAGACCUCCGUGCCCCCCAUUGACCCAGAUUUCGAGCCGCAGAGCAGACCCCGCUCCUGCACAUGGCCGCUGCCGAGGCCCGACCUCUCGGUUGUCAAACCGGAGGGCGGAGACGGCCCGGAGUCCGCCGCCGGCACCCCCCCCGCCGACGAGGACAAGCCCGAGCCGCAGCCAAUCACGUCCGAGCCCGAGAAGGCUGCGGCGGCGGCGGAGGGCGGAGCCGAGGGCGGAGCCGGGGCCGGCGUGGGAGGAGCCGGCGCGACGCCCCGCAAAGGCUCGUCCCGGCGCAACGCGUGGGGCAACCAGAGCUACGCGGACCUGAUCAGCCAGGCCAUCGACAACUCGCCCGACAAGAGGCUGACCCUGGCCCAGAUCUACGAGUGGAUGGUGAAGACUGUUCCGUACUUCAGGGACAAAGGGGACAGCAACAGCUCAGCAGGCUGGAAGAAUUCCAUCCGCCACAACCUAUCACUCCACAACAAGUUCUUGAGGGUACACAAUGAAUCCACAGGAAAGAGCUCCUGGUGGAUGCUCAACCCAGAAGGAGGGAAGACCGGGAAAGCUCCUCGGCGCCGAGCCGCCUCCAUGGACAACAGCAGCAAACUGCUGAAGAGUCGGAUGAGGGCCAAGCAGACCAAGAAGCAGGCGGGAGCAGCCGGCGCUGGAGGGGCGCUGCAAGGUGACGGCAGCACCGGGUCAGGAGGUGCAGACAGCCCGAACUCCUCCCAGCAGUUUCCCAAAUGGGGGGUCAACAGCAGUAGCCCCUCCCCCCGCGGCAGCCUGGAUGACUCUGACAUGUGGACCACCUUCCGUCCACGCACAAGCUCUAACGCCAGCACCCUCAGCGGUCGUCUGUCCCCCAUCGCUCCUGGACAAGAGGACGACGACAACCUGCCUGAGGACGGACUGCUGGGCAGAUACGCUUCCAGGAGCUUGACCCCCACCCUCACCGAGACCCUCAUGGAGGAGUUGGAUCUGAUCGAUGGCCUCACGCUGAUGACCGGGCAGCAGGGAGGGGCCAGUCCCAGCACAGCCCCACCGGCUCCUCCCACUCCGCUGCCCUCCGCCUCCACCCUGCUGCCCCGGGGCUCCAGCUUCUCCUCCUUCCAUCAGCUGCAACAAUCCAGCCUCCCGCAGGCCCCCCCCAACACCGGGACCCAGGCCUCCAUCUCUCAGUGCGGACCCGGCAGCAAGGAGCAGACGACCUUCAGCAAUUCCCUCUUCAACCCCAUGUCUAGCUCCAGCUCUCGUAGUGCCAGCCACUACAGCACCCACGUGCCCUCCAGCCUGGAAGCCCUGCUCACCUCUGACUCCCCCCCUCCGAGUGAUGUCAUGAUGACCCAGGUGGACCCCCUCAUGCCUAGUCCUGGAGGGGUGGGCCUGAUGAAUUUGGGUUUAUCUGUGGUGGGUGUGAGGCCCAAACCCAAUCAGCUGCUGUUGGGUAAGGGGCUGGAGCCGAACACCGUGGCCCCCAUGGCACUUCAGGCUCAGAUGCAGCCUCAGCAGCGUCACCUUCUCCAGCAGCACCAGCCGCACCAGCAGCAGCAACAUCAGCAGCAGCAACAUCAUCAUCAUCAUCAGCAGCAGCAGCAGCAGCAGCAGCAGCAGCAGCAGCAGCAGCAGCAGCAACAGCAGCAGCAGCAACAUCAGCAGCAGCAGCAUCAGCAGCAGCAACACCAGCAUCACUCUCAGAUGGGGUUGGGGAUGAUCCUCUCAGGUAUGUCUCAAGACCUGCCACAGCUCUCCGCUCUCAAAGCCCAGCACGCCGCAGGGCCGGCGCUGGGCUCUCUCUCUCUCCAUGGAGGGCCCGGCGUCAGUCUGCAGGCGAUGGGUCAGUUCGGAGCUCCGUCCUGCUUCUCCGCCGGUCAGGACCGACUGCCCACAGACUUGGACAUGGACAUGUUCACGGAAAACCUGGAUUGCGACGUGGACUACAUCAUCAACAGUGACCUCAUGGACGGAGACGGCAUUGAUUUCAACUUUGACCCCAUGCCUGGAGGCCAAAGCUAUGCCGGGCCGGCCACCACACAGGGCUCCGCCCACAACUGGGUCCCCAGCUAAUUCCUCAGCUGACAACGCAAAGCUAGGAACUGAUCUCCAAUGAAGAUGACCUCACAAUAUGACACGACCGGUGCAUUCCUCCUCCCUCACGAUGGCUGAUUCUCAACCUCAACACUUCCCUCGGACUAAACCACACCUCACUCAUGUCCUGUGCCAACACUUGCAGAGGACCGGGAGGAGAUGACGCAGGCUACUAUGCACAAAAUCUCUCCUUUUUUUAAUAAUAACACUUGCAACAGUUUGGCUGCUAGCCAUUUUUACCUUUGAAUUCAAACCGUUUUUUUUCUAAGACUUGUGAAAUAAUGUUUUUAGAGUGAAAAGACAGAUCACGAGCUCCCGCCUGCCAGGGGUUCAUAUUACAGUUGUGUUUCACCACAAUAGCUUUAGGGUCGGUACGGUACCCCCAACCCCCCCCGAUCUCGAUGGGUUUGGUUUUGAAUACUCUACGGACUGUGCGUCUUUGGAGAAAUGGCCAGUUUCCCAUCGACACUUGCAUAGCCGGACUUGCCAGACCAGAUGCCGUUUGAUCGUCUGAGCAAGGUGCACUUACUCGGCCGCACCAGCUCAGAUCAACUCCCGAGGAAACAUAUCGUCCUCCGUGACAACACAUGACUGCGGUUGUGAAGAGGGGAAAAAUAAAGACCGGACGACUGGAGAUAUAAAAAUGUUUGAUUGAACAUCGGCUUACGUCUGGCCCAAUCGUGUACUGAGACUAAGAUCAUACGUACGAUUCAUUUUCUCACUUUAGAGGAAAGAGUUACAAGUUUAUUUUUUUUGGUGUAGGGCUGGGCGAUACAGUAAAAAAUGUUAGAUUUCAUAUCAGUUGAAAUCGACAAUUAUCAUGAUAAACAUCCAAUUAUUGUUUAUCCCAAGUUUAGAGACUGAUUCUUGCUCCUGUUUGACAGUUAAUGAAACUGUGGCUCUUGUUCAUGGGCGGAAAACAGCGAACAGCGAAACAUUUCACAAAUCUGAGGUGGACCAUUCAAAACGAUGACAUGUGUUACACCUCACAAGCCUGCACAAUGCAUAAGCAUCACAUUGAUAAAGAAUUAACUUUUGUAAUGUUGCUAUUGAAGAACAUUGCAUCGCGAUAUUUAUACUUAUUGUUUUAUCGCCUAGCCCUACUGUGGUGAUUCACCUAAGAGGGUAUGUUUUUGCAGUUUGGCAUUUUUCAAUCCAGUGUGGUGAGAUAGACGUGAGUUAGAGGGUGUUUUUUAUUUUUAUUUUUUAAUCCCUGAUGUGCAGUUAAACUAAGAAAAUGAAGAAAUGUGAUUUGUGACAUACACAGGGCAUUCAAGGGUAAAUUUAUUUGCCAGCGAGUGAUUGGUUGGCCAAGUAUUACAUUGUCUUAAACAGCAAUAUGCCUCCACUGUCGAAUGGUCUACCUGAUUUAAUUUUCCUUCUUCUUUCUUUUUUAUGUUCUUCCCCUCGAGCCUGUGCAUUUUCAAAGCACUUAGGUUUCCUGCGACACAGGGACCCCAAACUAAGAGAAUACACGUUACGGUUGUACCAUUUCAUUAUAAAAGAGUUUAAAUCCUGUAUAAAAAAACAAUACAACAUGUAAUGUACACAUUGCACAUGUACAUGAUGACACGCUAUGCAGAUUUAUCAGGAGAACAAAAUGAAAUCUUGAAGGAAAUUUGAAAAAUCACUUCUUGAAGGUUUUUGCUAUUUAACAUUUUCCUGAUAUUUUGUCUAGGGGUGGGGGGAGGGGGGGUGACGGAGAUAUGGCGGCCUCACGUCAGAAAAAUCCUCUCACACUUUAAUUAUUUAGCUCUAAUAAUCAAGAAAUUAAUUCAAUGUGUUUGAGAUGUACGAAAAAAGAAAAUAUAUUUGAUUAUAGUUUUAAUAUACAAUUUAGAUGGAGGUAAUAAAUGAGAUAUUAAUACAUAUGAAUAUAUUACUAAUGACACGUGAUUUUUUUUACAUUGGAGGAAGCAUUUUUAGAUCAUUUUUAACGGUAAUUUUCUAUACUUUUAUUUUUGUAAAGGAUGAGAUGCGUGUAGAUUGUUUUUUACAUAACCAAAGGAACACUAAUAUUUGCAUUCGCAUGGCAUUUAGGGAGCUUGGGCCUGACACAGCAUCUCGGUGUACAUACGCUUAGCAACAGACGCCGCCUGUAACGUGAAAUCUGACGCAUCAAUACUUGACCAUUUAAAAAUUCCCGAUUGUCUGCCUCAUUAUUUUAUAGCAUUAGUUGUGGAUGCGAUUGAAAGAGAUCUGUGCUGAAGCGUGGCACGAUGUAAAAAAAAAAAAAAAAAAAAAGAACGCCUGUGCCACUUUCUCAUCUCAAAACGAGACUAAUGCAACCGUUACCUCUCAGGGUCGCUCAGAAGAAAAACAACUCCGCACAGAUCUAAUCAGAAAACAUGAUAAUAGCAAAAAAAAUUAAAAAAUGAUGAUUUUACUCUGUUACAACAGACUGGAAACCAAUAUCUUUGUUUUAGUUUUUCCUGGAGACAUUUCUGUUGAUCUCACGUUUCACUUCCCUCUCUAGAGUAACCUCUUCUCGCUCUCCAGUCACAUUUAUCAGCACUAUCCUGUCCCACGUUCUUUUCAUUUUUUUUGGACUGCCAACAUUUAAAACACUAUAGCAUGAUGUUACUCUGUAGCAGGAUGUCUCUCUCACCUCAAGGACUUUUAUUUGGUGAUCUCCCCCUUUGAAAAGUUUGUGUUUUGUGUUUGUAUGUAAAGACUUUGUUCAUAAGCGUCAGGUUUCCUGUGAAUCAGAAAUAACAUCCCAACAGUUAAACUCCUAAUAUUCAUCAUUUCACCGUAGCUAUGUGAAUACGUUAGCGUCUGAUUUAUACAAAGCACUCUCUCGUUUUUCCACACGUGUAUUGUGUUUUAUUUUUGGUGCUAGAUGUCAUAUCCGUGACAGAACCUGGAGUAUGCCAUGACGCAGUGGCUGCAAAUCAGGGCCUUUUGAAUCUUUGAAUUUUCUGUAUUCAGCGCAAGGAUCUUGAUUUGGUGUCGUUGCAGAACACAAUCAAGAUCCUUUCCCUUUUGUUUUAUGUUUUUUUUAAAUAUAUAUUCAGUAUAUAAUUACCUUCCCCCAACCUGGUCACUUAAAUCGAUCUAAAAAACCAAGGGCCAGCUUUUUAAAUCUGCAUGAUUUUCUUAUUAUUUUAAAAACAUAGCAUGUUAUUUUAGGACGUUGUACUUGCAACAGACCCCCCGUGUUUUUCCUCACUAAUGGUCAGGUGGAGAUGUUAACUGUGGAUAGGACGGACCGCAGCAUGUGAACGUGGUUGGUUUGUGAGAAUCAGCUGCAGCAGGCUUUCACGUCUCUAGUUUACUGUUGCCGCCUUAAAAAAAGGGCAGAUGUGGUAUUAUGACUUCCCCUUGUAUCUCCCCCUCCAAGUAAUUAAAACUAUCUACAUAUUUUCCUUCAGUUUCCUUAUAAAGUAGCCAUUAGUUCCUGUAUUUUUGCUUUGAAAAUUAAAAAUUUGCCCCAUUUGAUACAGUAUUUUAGUAUUCGGCAAGGGUUGUUUUUUUUAUUUUCAUUUCCAUAGGGAGGUUGGGGCGGGCAGGGAUUGAUAAGUUUGUGGAUAAGCCAAUUAUGUUUAUGAUUUUGAUUAAAUGUCGAUAGUUGUUCUUUUCUCCCCCCCCCCCUCUUCAUUCGUUUUCUUUCUUUACUCCUUGUAAAGUCAGCCAGCGAUGACGAACAGUUCUGAACAGCAGAAAUAAAUUCAAUAAACUGUUUAA